AUGAGAGCAUUACCACUGCUGCUCUUACUUUAUGUAAACUACGUGGUUUGUGUUGAAGAAUGGAAACCAAGGAAGCCGUAUCCGAAAAAGGUGAUACCGGAAGUAAAUAGAAACCUCCAUUUGAGGAGAUUCAUUGUAAACAAUGCACCGGAGAAAAUAACGAAGAAGAAAUCUGCCAUAGAAGAGUACACCGCCUUUCCCCUGACUGGCGAUCAAGGCUAUGGUAUUCCAAACAGCCCAUAUUUCCCUUUGGAAGAAAACGUUCAUAAAAAGGACUCAUUUAUACCUUCAUUGAGGAAGAAGAGGUCUCCAAAGGCGAAGGCGAAGGCCAAGCCGAAGGCCAAGAAGAAGGCUAAGCCCAAGAAGGCGAAGCCGAAGCGAGCUGGGAGAGCGAAGGCUAAGCGGACUGUAAAAAAAAAAGCUAAAAAGGCAGUGAAGAAGGCCAAGCCCAAGCCCAAGAAGCGCACUGCGAAGAAACCGGCAAAGAAACCGAAGAAGGCUAAGAAGACUAAGAAAGUUAAAAGCCUGAGGCGAUUGAUAGCGGCUAAGGACGCGCUAAUUGAAGAGUAUCCUUACACGGUGUCUAUCCAGAAGGGAAAGGAUCACUGGUGCUCGGGCGCGCUGCUGAACCAAAGGAUGGUCAUCACUACGGCGAACUGUGUCUGGAAAGGCAGUAGAAUGAGUCGUCUAAAGAUCAGAGCUGGGACUAGACACGUGGACCGCGGCGGGCAGGUUGCCAAAAUCCAGGAGGUCAUGCGACAUCCCCGGUGGAAUAUCAGGAGCUACCCGGACAACGACGUCGCUUUGUUACUACUUGACAGGAAAAUCAGAUUUUCACACUCUGUGCAUGGAGUGGAUCUACCUAACAGGAUUAUGUUGCCUCCUUUCAAUGACGUCUGGGUCACGGGUUACGGGGCGAAUAGACGCGAUGGUCUGUAUCCGGACACGGACAUGACCCUACAAGUGUACCACUCUCAGCUGUUGGACAGAGAAAAAUGUAACAACAUCACGAUGAGGUUCGGAGUAGCGGUCACUGAAAACUUCAUAUGUCUGGCCCAGGCCGGGAGACGGGCACCUUGCACGCGUGACACUGGAGCUCCCGCCGUCAGCGACGGCGUCGUCUGGGGCUUGGCUUCCUGGGGCAUUAGGAAACUAUGCGGAACCGAGCGCUUCCCAGCUGUGUACUCCUACCUGGCCUCGCAAAGCAACAUGGACUUCAUUGCCAACGCCACCAAAUCCCUCAUGUCUGAACAGAGGUUUUACCCGUUCCUGGACAGAUACCCCAAGAAGCCAUACAACUACAGCUACCAGACCACCACAGAUCAGUACUACACCGGACAACACUGAUGCGCAAAGGCUCUCUUGUGUUUAUUAUGUCCUAGUACUUUUUGCGUGCCUCCAUUUUUUUUCUAGUUGUUUUCAUCUAUAUAUUUUGCCCUCGCCUUUUGUCCUAUUCCUGUAGGUACCAAAGAUGAUAUAAUAAUUCUAGUACCUGUACAACAUUUUCGCCAUCCUCAUUUUGAAUUCAACCUGAUUCUGCUACUAAAAUCUAGUUCUAAGGUAAAAGUUUAUUUGACUAAGG
This is a messenger RNA of Plodia interpunctella (Indianmeal moth), 1582 nucleotides long. RefSeq names its product trypsin-2-like. The coding region runs from base 1 to 1347 and encodes 448 amino acids. Lineage: Eukaryota; Metazoa; Arthropoda; Insecta; Lepidoptera; Pyralidae. The record is from RefSeq and is a predicted model, not a curated record. Gene Ontology annotation, molecular function: serine-type endopeptidase activity. Gene Ontology annotation, biological process: proteolysis. The transcript is spliced from 7 exons.